AUGGUCAAGGUACGAGCAACGCAGUGCACGAGUCACUCAUACGUCCUCAAGACUCCACAUGGCAGCCUUAAGGGGCUGGAGCAGAGGGACUUGUCUGGGAAAGCAAUUCUCCAUCGCUUCACCAAAGUUCCCUAUGCGCUGCCGCCGGUAGGAGAACUACGAUGGCGACGACCUCAGCCGCUACCGUCUAACUUCGCCUUCGACAAAUCCGGUGAACCAGGAGACUACACCGAGUUCGGACCCGUCUGCCCUCAACCAGCGUACGACCACACACUCGCGCAGCUGGACAACCCUGACGCUGCACCACCUGUGGACAACGUCCAAGAUGAGGACUGUUUGUACGUCAACAUCUGGGUUCCAGCAUCCCCAGCCCCGGAAGGCGGGUGGCCCGUUCAAUUCCAGAUCCACGGAGGCUGGCUUCAAAUUGGCGACGCAAUGCAGCAGACGGACCACGACCCAUACGAUCUACUGGCCGACACCACGCCGCGGAUCAUCGUGGCCCCGACGUAUCGCCUGAAUCUGUUCGGGUUUCUUGCGGGCGAAGAGCUCGCGUCGUUGCGCGAGGACCCUUCCCCUUCAAACUACGGCCUCUGGGAUCAACGCGUCGCCCUGGAAUGGACGGCCAAGUACAUCUCGCACUUCGGCGGCGACCCGAAGAACAUCACCGUGGGCGGGCUGUCGGCCGGCGCGAACUCGACCUUCUUCCAACUCCACUACGACAGUCUUCUCCCGCCCUCGCAACGCCUGAUCCGCCGCAUCUACCUCUGGUCCAACGCGGUGGCGAUCCAGCCUAACCGCGCAACCUCACCCGUUCUGACAGCCCAGUUCGACGACCUGUGCUCGCUCUUCUCCAUCCCAACCACCGCCAGCGCCCACACCAAACUGGCCUUGCUCCGCAAGGUCCCGUCGGCAGACCUCGUCGCUGCGAUAUCCAAGCUGAAAAUCCACACCUUCCGCUCCAGCACGGACAACGACUUCAUCCCGGACACUUUUCUCUCAUCCCUGCACUCGGGCUCCUUCACCACGCGGCUCUUCCACUCCGGCGUCUCCGUGCUGCUAGGCGAAGUCAGCGACGAGAAGGAACUAUAUAAACUCGUGAACCCACCCUCCACACAUUCAGCCCUACAGGUCCAACUAGCAAACUACUACCCAAAGGCCGUAUGCGACGCGCUCGUCCGGCUCUACGACAUCCCAGCACCACACACUCCCAGUGCAACGCCGGCCGCCUACGCCGAGGUAUUCAGCCAGAUCGUCGCGGACGGCCAAGUGCACGCGUCGCUUCGCGGCCUUACGCACAUCCUUCUCAACCCGCCGCGCACAAAUCCAGCCGUGAGACCUCUCCCGCCGAGCCGUGUUCACCGCUACCGGAUCUCAUGGCGCGCAGCUGGGCUCGACGCAUGGCUCAAGCCCGAGGUGAAAGUGUGCCAUGGCGGGGACAUGCCGAUCUGGUGGGCUUCGGGCUGGCGUGCGGACUUCACGGGCGCGGACAAGGCCGUGGCGAAGCAGUUCCUGUCGCCGUUUGGCGACUUCCUGUAUGGUCGCGACGUUAGCUGGGGAAGAAGUGGUGGUGGCGCGAAUGGCGGCAGCGAGGAUCGACUGAGGUGGCUUGAUGCAGAUGGCAAGAUCCACGAAGACCAUGUGGAUGAGCUGUGGGCCAGGGGCAUGCAGAUCUGGGACGCUGUUUGGGAGGCGCAAAAGGCGUCGGUCGCCAGGGAUACAGAGCUGGAUAGUCGGCUGUGA
Molecule: messenger RNA, 1740 nt
Organism: Exophiala aquamarina CBS 119918
Lineage: Eukaryota; Fungi; Ascomycota; Eurotiomycetes; Chaetothyriales; Herpotrichiellaceae
Exons: 1
Coding region: 1-1740 (579 amino acids)
Source: RefSeq, a predicted model, not a curated record